AACACACAUAUAUUACUCAGGCUACCUUACCUUGGGUAUUGUGUUAAGACGUGCUGGUCUACAAUUCCAUUAAAGUUGCCAGGCUGUUAAUCCAGGAUGAACCAGCUGACUUUAAAACAGAUGCAGAUGUACACCAAAAUGUUUAAAGAAGUUGAUCUUAAUCACGACGGACGUUUAAACAGAUCGGAGGUGAAGGGCUUGUGUGUGGAGUUGGGGUUUUCCUAUGAUGACUCACAGGUGAAGCAACUGUUUUCGGAGCUGGACAAGGACAAAAGUGGCGAUGUGACUUUGGACGAGUUUCUCUUUGCAAUGCAACCAAUAACAAAUGGGAAAAAACGAUGUGCCACCUUCAGACGGAUGUUUCGGAGGAUGGACGUGAACAAAGAUGGCUUCCUGUCAGUAUCCGAGCUCCACCGGGCUCUGGCGUCUGCUGUGGGCGAGGGAGAAGAACCGUUGUCUGCACAGGAAGUGAAGGACAUGAUAGCCCAUGUAGACGUCAAUGGCGACGGCAGACUGGACUAUGAGGAGUUUCUGUUGCUGUUUAAAUUGUUUAAAGCGUUUGCCGAAGCCUGACGAAAUGUCGAAGU
Messenger RNA from Haliotis rubra (blacklip abalone), 587 nucleotides. Its product is annotated as calmodulin-4-like. Bases 97 to 573 code for a protein of 158 amino acids. The record is from RefSeq and is a predicted model, not a curated record. Gene Ontology annotation, molecular function: calcium ion binding. Lineage: Eukaryota; Metazoa; Mollusca; Gastropoda; Lepetellida; Haliotidae. The transcript has 3 exons.